CUUUAAGACAAUACAAAUUUGUCCACGCGCUCGUCUCGAAUUAUUGGUUCAAUGCCAGUCCAUUGCACAAAUCACAUAGUAACGGUACUUUGGAUCAAGCAUGGCGUUUGUGUACGACCUGUGUGUAGUGGGAGCAGGAAUGACGGGGGCAGCAGCCGCACGCCACGCCUCACUCACCCCUAACUACAGGGUGUGCCUGAUCGGACCACCGGAACCCCAGGUACGACAAGUUACCACUGGUAAGGAAGUUUUUGGCGCGCAUUAUGAUGAAGCUAGGAUAACGUCAGCGAAAUCAACCACGCGUCCAGUUUGGGGUAUCCUCGCACAGAGAUCUAUGUCUAGAUACAGAGACCUGGAGAUGAUGUCAGGUGUGCAUUUCUACGACAGAGUAGGAUCCCUAACAGUCGGAACCAGAAACUCCGACUACGUCAGGAGAGUGAUAAACCAUGCCAGAGGUCAGGGAGUUAUGUCUAACUUCGAGGUUCUGGACAGUAAACAGCUAAAGAGCAAAUUUCCUUUCUUCAACUUUUCAUCUGAAGACCAAGGUCUUAUGGAGGAAAAUGAAGCGGGGAUAAUAAACCCGAGAAAGAUGGUAAUGGCACAAAUAAGUGUUGCUUCCAAAAACGGAUGUGACGUAAUACGAGAGACGGUUACCGGAAUAGUUCAACAGCCGGACGGAAAUAGCCGUGUUGUAAUGGGAAAUGGGAGGUUGAUGAUUGCUCGCAAAGUGCUCCUGGCGACCAAUGUUUUUACGGAGAUACAUAACCUCCUCGGUAACGUGAGGCCGCUGUACGUGCCCAUGCCACAGACAGUUUCCCUGGCUGAAAUUUCAUCGGUCGAUGCUGUACGAUUGAGGAAUAUGCCGAAUGUUAUGUAUAGAGGUACAGGAGGACCAUCCUGGCCAAAAGAUUAUCCCAGAAAUUCCUACAACGAAAUCGGCUUCUACUUGCUCCCGCCCGUAAGGUACCCGGACGGUAAAUACUACAUUAAGAUCGGUCACCACGAUGCUAUAUUAAAAGGUCCUUUGCAAGUGUCUCAAAUACAGAAAUGGUACUGUGGGGAAGGUGACAAGGUAUUGGAAGAACAGAUGUUUAGACUUCUACAAGGCCUUUUACCAGAUGUAAAAUUCCUUAGUCAUCAUGGUGAUGCUUGUGUAACUAUGGUCACACCUAGUUAUCAACCAUACGUUGACCUUGUAACUCCGACGUUAGGCGUUGUCAUGGGUGACAAUGGAUGGGCAGCAAAGUCAAGUGACGAAAUAGGACGUGUUGCUGCUAAAAUGAUUGUGCACUCACGAUGGUCGGAUGAUCUUCCGAAAGGUUUAUUUAAACUGUAUACAAAUAAAACUGGACCACCACCCACUUCAAAACUGUGAUUAUAUUCGUUUGACAGGGAGUUGUAUACUCAGAUGAAUCAAAGCAAUGCAUGCAUCAUGCUAUUUGUUUUCUGGUGUUCACAUCACAGCCGAACUGAGAGCGAUGAUCACGAUUUAUGUUUAUCUUUAAUAAUGAUAUCAUCAAUAAACUGUUUUGCGAGACCACUUUAAUUCUCAAAAAAUAAUUAAAUCCACAACUUAAAUUUGUGUGAUUUAUUUUAUUUUGUAAUAGACAUGUGUAAGAGUCGUUUAUAGUGACAUAAAAUCUUGACUACAAAAUCUUACAAAACAACUUCAAUUGAACAUCGUUGCGUAUCAAUGUACUAACAAUUAAAAUGAAUUAAAGCGGACUACUGCUAAUUAAAACGUUUUCUGUAUUCUGUAUCUAUGUUAACAUUUACCUUAAAUAUAAUACUAUGUUGACACAGUUUCCGAAAUGCUGUCUGUGUUAGGAAAAAUUUGGUUAAUUUUUCAGUUUUUAAAAUUAAAUACAUUAAUGUAGUAACCUCUCACAUUUUUCAUUAAAAUCGAGAGGGGCUGUCGUCAUGGUUUACUCAUAUACCGAUCACCAACAUACUUAUUAGAUAAGGAAACAAUAAGCAAGAUUCAAAUAGCGCGAAGCUUAUAGAAUAUCCUUAAAUCAUUACUAUUGUCCCAGUUUCAACAAGAAAGUAUUUAUCUUUUUACAAAUUCAAAUCCUCACUUUUCAAACAAAAACAUUCAUGUAAAUAUUAGGUUGCUUCUAGUAAAUGACAUGAUAUGAAAUAAGACAAAACAACAUUUAGGUAGGGGAAUUAAAAAAACACAUCACACAGGAGAUGAAAUAAGACAAAACAGCAUUUUAGGUAGAGGAAUUAAUAAUACAUAUCGCGCUCUUAUUGAAACCUUGAAAUUGUCUGAAAUAAAUUGUACAUAUGUUGUAUUCAUAGGUUUAAUACAGUAUUCGUAUCCUUUUUACAUUUUAGGGAAUGACAUUAUAUGAAAUAUAUACAACUGGGUAAAAAAAUCUUUAUGUAUUUGUCAGUGAUAAUGUUGGAAACAUUUAUUUCCGCCAUGGAGGUAGUUAACAUGUAAAGUAGAGAAUAUCAGAUAAAAGAACUUGCUAUAACAAUAAAUGAUAAAACAACAUUUUUCCUAAUUGUUUUCCAGAAAUCUUU
Mizuhopecten yessoensis (Yesso scallop) is the source of this 2532-nucleotide messenger RNA. RefSeq lists its product as uncharacterized. Bases 101 to 1375 code for a protein of 424 amino acids. The record is from RefSeq and is a predicted model, not a curated record. The transcript is spliced from 6 exons. NCBI's taxonomy places the organism in Eukaryota, Metazoa, Mollusca, Bivalvia, Pectinida, Pectinidae. Gene Ontology annotation, molecular function: flavin adenine dinucleotide binding; sarcosine oxidase activity.